Corylus avellana is the source of this 1783-nucleotide messenger RNA. Its product is annotated as transcription factor PHYTOCHROME INTERACTING FACTOR-LIKE 15. The record is from RefSeq and is a predicted model, not a curated record. Gene Ontology annotation, molecular function: DNA-binding transcription factor activity; protein dimerization activity. Gene Ontology annotation, biological process: regulation of DNA-templated transcription. NCBI's taxonomy places the organism in Eukaryota, Viridiplantae, Streptophyta, Magnoliopsida, Fagales, Betulaceae.
GGUAACGAAGGAGGAGGAGGAGGAGUUGAGGUAAACAAAAAUGGAGGAUAUUGAGAUCUUCUACUUUAAGAUCUUAUUUCGACAAUAAUCGUUCAAUAGCAGAGGAUCAGUCGAUGCUUGAACCAACACGACCAACGAUGAGGAGCAGUCUGGCUACUCUAGCUUCUAUGCCUGAGGAUGAGUUUGUGGAGCUGGUGUGGGAAAAUGGUCAGAUUCAUAUGCGAGGUCGAUCCGGUAGAACCCAGAAGGGUCAUUCAUGCACCACUGCUUCUUCCUUAUACCCUUCCAAUGCUCAGGCAGAAAAUGGAGGAAACAUGAUUUCGAAUGACUCCACUUUCUCAGGUUUCAUGGGUCACAGGGAUUCUGAUCUCAAAUUUACCCAUAACAAUUCUUCACCAAAUGGUUAUCAAUUCAAUUUGGGUCCCACAGAUUCCCAGCCUAGGUCUGCAAGGGGGGGGAUUCCCGAGCUUGGUAGCUCUAGGAAUAGCUCUAGGAAGGGGGACCCAUCUUCCUCGCAGAGCCAAGCAUCAGAUUUGCUUAUAAGACUAGUGAAUUCAAGCGAGACCCAAGUGUCAGUGGAUCAGCAUGAUAGAAGGCGUGGGGCACUAGUGUAUUUUUCCGACUUAAGACCUGCGGCUCGUUUUCAAGCAAAUAGUCGAAGCCGGCCGACAUGUGGUAGAGUGGUUUCAACAAGAGUUGAUGGGUUGAAAUAUUAUGGGAAAGAUGAGAGCAACCCCCUUGAGGCUGAGGCAGCAGCGAUUGAACCACCUAGUCUUCAGAAUCAACCACAGGCAGAUGUUUUUGGGCAUAGGAAUCAUAAAUCUGGCGAUCAGCUUGGAGGCCAAACAUCAAGCUUAGCAGCUGGAAAACCCAAUAUCAACAAGUUUGCUGAGCCACCCGUUGCAUCUUCUUCAGUACGCUCGUUUGGAGCUUCGAAUGACGCAUCAUAUUCUUUGAGGAGGACAUAUGAGGACACUGAGGAGUCGGCAUAUCCCAGCGAAGAUUUUACAAGGGAGGUUGAAGAGCCUCAUCAGGGUUUGACAAGCGGUACAAGUGCUAAGAGAAGUCGAACUGCACAAGUUCAUAAUUUCUCUGAAAGGAGGCGAAGAGAUAAAAUUAACAAAAAGAUGCGUGCAUUAAAAGAGCUCAUACCUAAUUGCAACAAGGUGGAUAAAGCUUCAAUGCUUGAUGAGGCCAUUGAGUAUUUGAAAACCCUUCAGCUUCAACUACAGAUUAUGUCAAUGGGAAGUAGCCUUUGUAUACCUCCAAUGAUGCUACCUACUAUGAUGCAACAUAUGUGUGCACCGCAUUUGACACAUUUCUCUCCCAUGGGUAUGGGAAUUGGUUGCAACCCAGGAGGACAGUUCCCUACUUCAGAAAUGCCCACAUUUCAAAUGCUUGGAUUUCCUGGUCAAGCAUUUCCCAUGUCAGUUUCACAUUCACCCUUCAUUCCUUUGGUUGGAAUGCCAGCUACACAAACAGUUGUGGCGCCCGGCAUCCCCGGAGCUGCCGCCUUUGGGGAACAUCUUGCUUCUGCUCCCCUAACCAGUUCAAAGGAUUCCAAUCAGAAAUGAUAUGAAGAAUGCAAAUACAUAAUGUUCAAAGAUCCAAUCUUCAAUUAAUUCAGGUAGCAUUUUUUUCCCCUUUUAAGUAUGAAAGGGAGCCUGCGAGGGGACACGCCGCCCCAAGCAAUUGAGGAAAGUGAAUAUAAGUAGGAAAGCAUAGAAUUUCUAAUGCCACAUUCGAAUGAUUAGAUUAGUAUUUACUAAUUAGUACUCUCUCC